Messenger RNA from Elaeis guineensis (African oil palm), 954 nucleotides. NCBI's taxonomy places the organism in Eukaryota, Viridiplantae, Streptophyta, Magnoliopsida, Arecales, Arecaceae. The record is from RefSeq and is a predicted model, not a curated record.
CUCUCUCGAUCCCGACAGUUGUAUGCUUCUCAAGUUAUUCUGCCUCAUGAACAUGCUGUAUCAGUACGCUCCUAUGCCAAAGAAGCUGCUCCGUCCAAGCUACCUCCCCUUAAAGGAGAUGAGAUGCUGAAGAACAUCUUCUAUGAGGUAAAGAACAAGUUUGAGACAGCCCUUGGGAUACUGCGAAAGGAAAAGAUCACAAUUGAUCCUGAUGAUCCGGCAGCAGUGGCUCAGUAUGCAAAGGUUAUGAAGACUAUUAGGGAAAAAGCAGAUUUGUUCUCAGAAUCCCAACGAAUUAAAUACACCAUUGAACAACAAACACAGGGCAUUCCUGAUGCUCGGACAUACUUGUUGACGCUACAAGAGAUACGAAUCAAGAGUGGCCUCACUGAUGACCUAGGUGCUGAGGCUAUGAUGAUGGAAGCAUUAGAGAAGGUUGAGAAAGAGAUCAAGAAGGCACUUAUGAGGUCUGACAAGAAGAACAUGGGUCUUCUUUUAGCUGAGUUUGACAAGAUCAACAAAAAGCUUGGCAUUAAAAAGGAAGAUCUUCCCAAGUAUGCGGAAGAGCUGGAACUGAAAAUUGCCAAAGAGCAAUUGCAGGAGCUAAAGAAGGAUGCUCUGGAGGCAAUGGAGACCCAGUUGAAGAGGGAGGAAUUCAAGGAUGAGCAGAUGGUAGACGUGAAAUCACUGGACAUACGGAACUUCCUCUGAGAUUUUUAUGUCUUUUAUGAUCAAAACCUUGAGGGCUUUGUCCCUUUUCUCUGUCUUCCCCCAUAUUUUCUAAGAAGUGCGUUGCUAGCAGCAAUAUUGAAGAAAUGCUGCUUAGCGGGCUUUCUUUGAUUUUGUAAUAAAACAACAGCCAAAUAAGCCGCCAGUCAUACCUAUGGGCACUAGAGUUUGGUUUUCAGUUUAUUUCUUAAUUAUAUUUUGGAUUUAUGGAGUGUUGCUUGCACA